Saccharomyces eubayanus is the source of this 1719-nucleotide messenger RNA. RefSeq names its product Golgi transport complex subunit COG8 (gene COG8). The transcript has a single exon. Gene Ontology annotation, biological process: cytoplasm to vacuole targeting by the Cvt pathway; intra-Golgi vesicle-mediated transport. The record is from RefSeq and is a predicted model, not a curated record. Bases 1 to 1719 code for a protein of 572 amino acids. Lineage: Eukaryota; Fungi; Ascomycota; Saccharomycetes; Saccharomycetales; Saccharomycetaceae. Gene Ontology annotation, cellular component: COG complex.
AUGGAAUUAGUACUAAAUAACCUCAUUUCUGAUAAGUUAUCAAAGGAAGAAAAAGAAUCUGGUCUCGAUUUUUUGCAGGGCAUCCUACAAUCUGAUACAAAGGAUUAUGAAACUUAUUUUUCAUCUAGGGCAGCUCCUGGUAGCAUUACAGAAGACAUAGCAGAAAUCGAUGCAGAAUUAUCUGCGCUUGACAGAAAGAUAAGGAAAUCCUUGCUGGAAAAUAAGUCUCAAGUCAUCAAGGAUAUUCUCGGAAAUGAUGAUAGAGUUCAAUUGGAUGAGAUGUCCAAGUCUUUGGAAGAAUUGUGGGAGCUGGAUACAAGUAUCAGUAAAAACACAGAGGAUGAUACCACGAAUAAAGAUCAACAAACUAAUGAAGUGGUUUCCCUUGACGACUUUUUAGAGCACAACAACGAACAUAAUGAUACGAAUAAUGAUGGUGACAAUCCGGCAAGAAAGAAGAAAGAAGAUGAAUUUCAUAAAGCAUUGAACAGGCUAAGAAACAGACUUUCGACUAAAGGAGAUGACAAGGACGAGAUUCGAUCUGAUACAUUGGUCAUUGUACUUGAAAACUUGGAUAGUAUCACAGACUUGAUGGAACUGCCAUUUUUGGCGCGUACGUGUAUUAGAACGGGACACUAUCAAGAAGCUGUCAUGCUAUACACUCACACUAUAUCAUUGAGGUCAAGGUUCCCCGGUUCAACCAUUGUAGAUGAAAUAUGUGAAAAUGUUUUAAAUGAAAUAAGUACUACCAUGUUAACUGGCCUAGUCAAAUUACUGUCCACUAAUGUAUCAGUCAAUUCAUUAAAAAAGAUAUUAAAGUAUCUGAAUUCCAUUCCUCCAUUCGAUGGCGAGACCAAUAAAGCACUACUAAGUAUCUUCUUAGCCAUGAGAUACAAAUUCAUUACCGAUGAGAUAGCAUCAUACUCCUUGGACAUCGAGUCUUCCAAUGAAUCAUUAAUUGAAAUGAUGAUCAAGAGAAAAAUCGAGGUUCUCAGGGAACACGUAUAUAUGUCGUUGAAUGUUUUCAUCAAAACCUUUAUGUAUGAUACAAGUGAUUUGGAAAUUCCGUUCCCAAUAGAACUCGGAACUUCUGCAUUACAACCAUACGGAAGUAAAAAGGAAGAGAAGGAAGAGAAGGAAGAGAAGGAAGAGAAGGAAGAGAAGGAAGAGGAAGAGAAGGAAGAGAAGGAAGAGAAGGAAGAGAAGGAAGAGAAGGAAGAGAAGGAAGAGAAGGAUGAGAAGGAAGAAAAGGAAGAAAAGGAAGAAAAGGAAGAGGAGGAAGUUGAAGUCAAAGUUGUAGAAAAGGCAGAAGGGCAACGUGAGGAGGUUAAAGUACAAGAACAAGAGGAGGAGAGGGAGAGGGAGACAGAAGAGGAAGGAAAGAGCGGGGCUAUGGCGGCUCCAGAUGAGUCCAGCGCGAAUACCCCAUCAUUUAGAAAGGAAAGCAAAAUACCAACGAACGCGCUUAUGCUGCAGUUCGUCGAUAAGUGUGUUACAUACAUAUUAAACGAUCUCACUCGCGGAUCAAGCGACGCCAAACUAAGCGACUCAGUUUGUCUGCAACUAGUGUACUGUUCAUUCCGCCUCUCUGACCUAAACAGAAACUAUCACCACCUUUUCUUAAACAGGAUUAACGAAACAAGUCUGUUUACCACCGAGCAGCUCGCCCAAGCCAUCGAUAAGAGAGCAGAAUUGGCCUCUAAAUACGUAUACUCCUAA